Molecule: messenger RNA, 687 nt
Organism: Diaporthe batatas
Lineage: Eukaryota; Fungi; Ascomycota; Sordariomycetes; Diaporthales; Diaporthaceae
Exons: 2
Coding region: 1-687 (228 amino acids)
Biological process (GO): copper ion transmembrane transport
Cellular component (GO): membrane
Molecular function (GO): copper ion transmembrane transporter activity
Source: RefSeq, a predicted model, not a curated record
AUGGAUCACAUGAGCAUGUCCGGCAGCACGACGUGUAACUCGUCGAUGCUCUGGAACUGGUACACAAUAGACUCGUGCUUCCUCGCCGAGUCGUGGCACGUCGGCAGCAACGGCGCCUUCGCCGCCUCGUGCAUCGGCACCAUCCUGCUCGUCAUCAUCCUCGAGGCGCUCCGCCGCGCAGGCAAGGAGUACGACGACUGGAUCCUGCGCGGGUUCCAGGCGCGCGCGGCGCAGGCCAGGCUCGGGCUGUCUUCUCCCCCUCCCCCUCCGCAGCCGGCCGCCUCGUCGUCGUCGUCGUCGUCCGCGAGCGGGAACAACCCCAAGGCCGCCGCCACGGCGAGGGUGACGCCCGCCUCGGCGGCGUGGAGACGGCUCGGUGCUGGUGGUGCUGGUGGUGCUGGUGGUGCUGGUGCUGGUGGCGGCAGGGCGGUCGUGUUCCGCGCGAGCCCGCUGCAGCAGGUGCUCCGGGCCGUGAUCCACGCCGCGGCGCUGGGGCUGGCGUACAUUGUCAUGCUGCUGGUCAUGUCGUACAACGGGUACAUCAUCAUCUGCGUCAUCAUCGGCGGCGGGCUGGGCAAGUUCUUCUGCGACUGGAUGACGCGGCAGUACAUCAUCGACGGCGACGGGCUGGGCGAGGAGGAGGACGGCGCCGCGGGCAUCGAGGAGCCGAGCGUGUGCUGCAGCUGA